Messenger RNA from Anolis sagrei ordinatus, 1999 nucleotides. The record is from RefSeq and is a predicted model, not a curated record. Lineage: Eukaryota; Metazoa; Chordata; Lepidosauria; Squamata; Anolidae.
UGACCUCUUGACCGGGGCGAUGUCCAGUGGGGCUGAGAAUGUGCUGCUGCCCUUCCCGGGGGAGCCCCUGUCCUUUGGGGCGGGGGACUAUGGGGUCUUUGGCCUGAUGCUGGCUGUCUCCACAGCUAUCGGCCUCUUCCAGGCCCUGCGCAAGGGGGGCCGCAAGGGGGCCAAGGGCCAAGAUCAGGCCACCACCGAGGAGUUCUUCACGGGGGGCCGCCGCAUGCCCGCCCUCCCUGUGGGCCUCUCCCUCUCUGCCAGCUUCAUGUCCGCCAUCCAGGUGCUGGGUGUCCCCGCCGAGGCCCACCGCUAUGGCCUCAAGUUCCUCUGGAUGUGCCUGGCCCAGGCCAUCAACACCCUCCUCACCGCCACACUCUUCCUCCCCGCCUUCUACCGACUGGGACUCACCAGCACAUACGAGUACCUGGAGAUGAGGUUCUCCAAAAAGGUCCGUCUCUGUGGGACCAUCCAGUACAUCCUGGCCACAAUGCUGUACACGGGGAUUGUCAUCUAUGCUCCGGCCCUGAUCCUCAACCAAGUGACGGGUCUGGAUAUCUGGGCAUCCCUGCUCUCCACUGGCAUUAUCUGCACCUUUUAUACCACCAUAGGCGGGAUGAAGGCGGUGAUCUGGACUGACGUCUUCCAGGUGCUGGUGAUGCUAUCAGGCUUUGUGGCCAUCCUCAUCCGCGGGACCAUCCUGGUCGGCGGUCCCAAACGUGUCCUGGACAUCGCCUACAAUGGCUCCCGAGUCAACCCCGCCGAUUUCGACCUGGACCCGCGCAGCCGCUACACCUUCUGGACGUUCCUCCUUGGGGGGACCCUGGUGUGGCUCUCCAUGUAUGGCGUGAACCAGGCCCAAGUCCAGCGCUAUGUGGCCUGCAAGACAGAGAGGCAGGCCCAGCUUGCCCUCCUGCUCAACCAGCUCAGCCUCUUUGUCAUUGUGGGCUGCGCCGUCGGCUGCGGUAUCGUCAUGUUCGCCCUCUACAAGGACUGCGACCCACUGCUGGCCGGCCUCAUCUCCGCACCUGACCAGUACAUGCCAUACUUGGUGCUGGACAUCUUUGAGCAAUACCCGGGCGUGCCGGGCCUCUUCCUGGCCUGCGCCUACAGCGGGACCCUCAGCACGGCCUCCACCAGUAUCAACGCUAUGGCUGCCGUCACCGUGGAGGACCUCAUCAAGCCCAACCUGCCCAACCUCUCGCCACGCAAACUCACCCUCGUCUCUAAAGGCCUCUCACUGAUUUAUGGCACGUCCUGCAUCACGGUGGCAGCCCUGUCCUCCUUGCUGGGCGGAGGGGUGCUCCAGGGCUCUUUCACGGUCAUGGGGGUCAUCAGUGGGCCGCUGUUGGGCGCCUUUGUCCUGGGGAUGUUUGUCCCCGUUUGCAACACCCUGGGGGUCUUUUGCGGCCUGGGGGCCGGCUUCGGCCUGUCCUUGUGGGUGGCGGUGGGGGGCACCCUCUACCCACCCAGCCCAGCCACCAUGGGUGUCCUGCCUUCCUACGGACACUUCUGCCCACUCUACAAUGCCUCCGAGGGCGCCAACGCCACCCUCCACUUUGGACCGCUGCCCAACACAGACGCUCCGGAAGACCCCCUCGAGAGGCUGGCACUGGUGGACGACUUCUACGCCAUCUCCUACCUCUACUACGGGGCCCUGGGCACCCUCUCCACCAUCAUCAUCGGCGUCCUGACCAGCCUCCUCAAAGGCCCUGCAAAAGGCAGCGAGAAGCGACCUGGAAUGCUCUGGUGGGACAUCAUGAAGAGGCAGGCCUCCUCUUCCACUUCCGUCUUCCCUGAUGAACUCAAGCAGACCUUGAACAAGGACCCCUACAUGUGUGUGCAGGCGGCCCCCAUGGAGGAGGACAAUGGGGCGACUUCUCCCCCGGCCACUGAGAGCAAGCAGACUCUCAUUCGGGGCGAAGAAGGUGAGGAGGAGACCCUCUGCGCUUGUGCCUUGGACCCUGGCUGCUUCCACCGGCUCAGGGAGACUGACGUCUAG